AGAGUUAGCAGACAGAUAAGAAGAAGCAGUGUGAGAUACAGAGAUGAGUAUGAAGUUCGUGGUGUUCUUUGUUGCUACAUUUUUGGUGGCAUCUCAAUGCCAUGGCGGUUCUUUCCGAAGCUUCCCUCUCGAAAUGCCAACCGGUUAUGGCGAUGGUUCGAGUUACGACGACGUAAGAUGCGCCAGUUGGAGACUCGCCGUGGAAGCACAAAACAUCCUAGGCUUUGAAACAAUUCCUGAACAAUGCGUGGCCUCUACAGCCAACUACAUCGAAGGAGGACAAUACCAAUCAGACUCCAAAACCGUUAACCAACAAGUUUUCUUUUACGCUAGUGAUCUCAAAAUCCAAGACAACGAUGUAGUUAUCUUCAACGUAGAUGGAACCGUACUCUCCAAUAUCCCAUACUAUUCUCAGCAUGGAUAUGGAUCGGAGAAAUUCAAUUCUACACGUUAUGACGAAGAGUUUGUUAACAAGGGUGAUGCACCAGCAUUGCCUGAGACUCUUAAGAAUUACAACAAACUUCUGGGUCUUGGAGUCAAGAUUAUCUUCUUGACUGGAAGACUGACCGACAAAAAGGCUGUAACUGAAGCCAACUUGAGGAAAGCUGGUUUCCACACAUGGGAGAAGUUGAUUCUCAAGGAGCCAUCAAACGGUCAAAAUACACUUGAAUACAAAUCAACCGAGAGAGGGAAGCUGGUGCAGCAGGGUUACAGAAUUAUUGCAAAUGUUGCAGACCAGUGGAGCAGUUUGAAAGGAGGAAACCAAGGCCUCAGGAGCUUUAAGCUGCCUAAUCCCUUGUACUUCAUUGAGUAGUUGACCUUUCAUGGCUAUAGCUUGCUCCUAUAUAUAUGUAAUAAGAUGAUGAUCAGCUUCAAAUAGGAGCGUUAAUGGCUGUGUAUAGGUUUGCUUUAUGCUGUUAUGAUGUACGUGAUCAAGUCACAGUAGAAACUCCACUACGUUGGUUUCUCUCUGUGGCUUUAAUAAACUAUGUAUCUUUUUAAAGUUA
Vigna radiata var. radiata (mung bean) is the source of this 1007-nucleotide messenger RNA. RefSeq names its product stem 28 kDa glycoprotein. Gene Ontology annotation, molecular function: nutrient reservoir activity. The record is from RefSeq and is a predicted model, not a curated record. NCBI's taxonomy places the organism in Eukaryota, Viridiplantae, Streptophyta, Magnoliopsida, Fabales, Fabaceae. The transcript is spliced from 3 exons. Bases 44 to 814 code for a protein of 256 amino acids.